Penicillium mononematosum is the source of this 1044-nucleotide messenger RNA. RefSeq names its product TauD/TfdA dioxygenase family protein. The record is from RefSeq and is a predicted model, not a curated record. Bases 1 to 1044 code for a protein of 347 amino acids. The transcript has 4 exons. Gene Ontology annotation, molecular function: 2-oxoglutarate-dependent dioxygenase activity. Gene Ontology annotation, cellular component: cytoplasm. NCBI's taxonomy places the organism in Eukaryota, Fungi, Ascomycota, Eurotiomycetes, Eurotiales, Aspergillaceae.
AUGACAUCCGCUAUCACCGAAACUGCACCUGUGGUGGCUCCCGUCGUUGAAGAGAAGAUUACACUGACAGGUCUCGCACGUGAGCCUAUCAAGUACAGCGGGACUCUCGAUGCCUUCGAGUCCUUCGAUGUCACUCCAGUUAUUGGACGCGAAUUCCCCAAUGCCAACUUGAAGGACUUCCUGCUCUCACAACGAGGAGUGGUCUUCUUCCGUAAGCAGGAUAGCCUAGACAAUGACCUACAAAAGGAGCUUGUCCAGCGACUUGGUGAACUCUCGGGCAAGCCAAGCACAUCCGGACUGCAUAUUCACCCAGUGGCAAACUCAGGUCGGGAACACAGUGUCAAAGACGAUGAGAUCAGUGUGAUCAGUUCCGCUAGCCGAGAAAAGCUGUACAAGGACAGAAACACGCGCAAGCAGACUUCGCGCAGAGAGUGGCACAGUGACAUCACCUUUGAGCCCAUCCCUAGUGAUUAUACUCUCUUGCGUCUCACGGAGCUCCCGAAAACCGGUGGUGAUACCUUGUGGGCCUCUGGCUACGAGGUUUACGAUCGUAUCUCCGAGCCCUACCAGAAGUUCCUGGAGGGUCUGACCGCAACCUAUGCGCAACCCGGUUUCAACGAAGUUGCCAAACGCAACGAUUUCACAAUCCACCCUGGUCCUAGAGGGGCACCUGAGAACGUUGGAGAGGAGCUCCGAGCUGAGCACCCUGUCAUUCGCACCAACCCUGUAACCGGCUGGAAGAGUGUUUUUGCUGUCGGCACGCACGUGCAGAAGGUCAAUGGUGUCUCUGAGGAGGAGAGCCGUCAUCUUCUCGACUGGUUCGUGUCUCUCAUCGUUGAGAACCACGACCUGCAGGUGCGCAAUCGCUGGCAGAACCCGAACGAUCUUGCUAUCUGGGAUAACCGAUCGGUAUACCACGCUGCAACUUGGGAUUAUGACGGCCUUGGUCCGCGCACUGGACACCGCGCUGUCGGCCUCGGAGAGAGGCCAUAUCUGGACCCUAAGAGCAUCGGAAGACGGGAGGCGCUCGCCAAGAGUGAAUGA